CCCCCUCCUGCGUCCUCAGGAGAGGAGCCCGCGCGCUGGGCCCGGCCGCCGCGCCCGGCGGCCAUCAUGAGCGAUGUCACUAUCGUCAAAGAAGGGUGGGUGCAGAAAAGAGGAGAAUACAUUAAGAACUGGAGACCGCGGUACUUCCUGUUGAAAACGGAUGGCUCCUUCAUCGGGUACAAAGAGAAGCCCCAAGAUGCAGACCUCCCUUACCCUCUCAAUAACUUUUCUGUGGCAAAAUGCCAGCUGAUGAAAACAGAACGACCAAAGCCCAACACCUUCAUCAUCAGGUGUCUGCAGUGGACCACGGUCAUCGAGAGGACCUUUCACGUGGACUCUCCCGAGGAAAGGGAUGAGUGGGCAGAUGCCAUUCAGACUGUGGCAGACAAACUCCAAAGACAGGAGGAGGAGAGGAUCCAGUGCAGCCCCACGUCGCAGAUCGACAACAUCUGUGAGGAGGAGAUGGACACCUCCACCAGCCACCACAAACGCAAGACAAUGAAUGACUUUGACUACUUAAAGCUCCUGGGUAAAGGAACUUUUGGAAAAGUCAUUCUGGUGAGGGAGAAGGCAAGUGGCAAGUAUUAUGCAAUGAAGAUUCUGAAGAAAGAAGUCAUUAUUGCAAAGGACGAGGUGGCUCACACGCUUACGGAAAGCAGAGUGUUAAAAAACACGAGGCACCCUUUCUUAACCUCUCUGAAGUACUCCUUCCAGACUAAAGAUCGCUUGUGCUUCGUUAUGGAAUAUGUCAAUGGCGGUGAGCUGUUUUUCCAUUUGUCGAGAGAGAGGGUGUUCUCCGAGGACCGCACGCGGUUCUACGGCGCGGAGAUCGUCUCCGCCCUCGACUACCUGCACUCCGCCAAGAUCGUGUACCGCGAUCUCAAGUUGGAGAACCUAAUGCUUGACAAGGAUGGUCACAUCAAGAUCACCGACUUUGGCCUGUGUAAAGAAGGAAUCACAGACGCUGCUACCAUGAAGACCUUCUGUGGUACGCCCGAGUACCUGGCACCAGAGGUGCUGGAGGAUAAUGACUACGGGCGGGCGGUGGACUGGUGGGGGCUGGGCGUGGUCAUGUACGAGAUGAUGUGCGGCCGACUGCCCUUCUACAACCAGGACCACGAGAAGCUGUUUGAGCUCAUCCUCAUGGAGGACAUCAAGUUCCCCCGAACGCUCUCCUCCGACGCCAAGUCCCUGCUCUCCGGGCUGCUCAUCAAGGACCCCAACAAGAGACUUGGCGGUGGUCCAGACGACGCAAAGGAGAUACUACAGCACAGUUUCUUCACUGGAAUGGACUGGCAGGAUAUCUACGAUAAAAAGCUCUUACCUCCAUUCAAGCCUCAGGUGUCAUCAGAGACGGAUACCAGGUAUUUCGAUGAAGAAUUCACAGCACAGACCAUUACAAUAACACCUCCUGAAAAAUUUGAUGAAGAUGGUAUGGACUGCAUGGAUAACGAGAGACGGCCUCACUUCCCCCAGUUCUCGUACUCCGCAAGCGGGCGGGAGUGACCCCACGACUGUCUCCUACGUCACCCACCCCCCAAGAACCCUAAACCCCCCACGCCCACUCUCCGUUUCCCUAUGUGUCUUUAUUUAUUUUCUAGAUGGGGGGGAAACCAUUAGAAGCCUUUGUUUUGUUUUUUUGUUUUUUUGGUUGCCAUUUUUAUAGGGACUUGGGAUUUUGCACGUUGGGCCAGACUACACCGAUGGUCUGGCUGGGAUCAAAGCCUCCCGCAUUGUGGAUGACUGCAAACCACCAACUCGGUUGGUGAUUGGUUUUAUAUGUUUGUUUGUCGCUUCUUUACUUAAAAUGCUGUGUUUUUUCGGGGGGGUUGAAAGCUCACAUUCCUCAUUGAGAACAAGAAGAAUAAAAUGCUGCCUUACGCGUUGCAUUUCAGACAGACAGGGGGCGCUGGCAUGGCUCGUGGUUUUGCAGAAGCUUUUCUGCUCACAUUGCUGUGGGUUUAAGAGACGUUUACGGUACGCGGCGCUUCUACACGAGUUUAACCGCUCAGCUCAGUUCAGCUUGUUUUAGGAUAGAAACUGCCGCAAAUGGUUCUCUCAGGCUACACAGGUGACAGCUGUGUUCAACUCAACUACAGGUAUUAUUAGCUUUACUCAACACUAACAAAGCCAAACAGUCUCUCUGCAGUAACCUCUCAUGGGCAAAAGGCAGUUCUCUUAAAUGUUAUCAAAACUAAUUACUUUUUAGAAGUUGGGCUUUUCAUUAAGAAAGUAAUUAGCUGCUGUUUGUUGUUACAUAAUAAACUGUGACGCUCACUUACUGCUUGUAGUGAAAUUAGCUUGGGUGCAUGAACAUUUAAAGAGGCAAUAACUCUAGGAUAUCCCUCUCAGACAAUGUAUUGAGAGUGUUGUGCUGAUAUCUUACUCGAGACAUUCGUGCAUUCGGAGGACCUUACUGAUAUCACUAACAGUGUAUUUGUAGGACUGUACUGAUAUCACUCCGAUAGUAUAUUUGUAGGACCGGGCUGAUAUCACUGACAGUGUAUUUGUAGGACCGUGCUGAUAUCACUGACAAUGCUUUUGUUGGACUGUGCUGAUAUCACUGAGUGUAUUUGUAGGACUGUACUCAUAUCACUGGCAGUGUAUUUGUUGGACUGUACUGAUAUCACUGACAGUGUAUUUGUUGGACUGUACUGAUAUCACUGACAGUGUAUUUGUAGGACUGUGCUGAUAUCACUGACAGUGUAUUUGUAGGACUGUGCUGAUAUCACUGACGGUGUAUUUGUAGGACUGUGCUGAUAUCACUGACAGUGUAUUUGUAGGAACAUGCAAACUGAGUUCUGUGUUUGAAUAUGACUUCAUUUAAUAACUCAAAAGGUACCGCAAUUCACAGCAACGUGGGGCCAGUGGGUCCUGCAAACUGCAGCCAUGCAUUUAUCCCACCAGUACCGGCAGUCCAGCCUGAGCUCCGAUGAAAAACGGUCUGAUUCUGUGUGAGAAAGAAAUGACGCAUAGGUACAUCUCCUGAGGUUCAGGAGAGCCACUUUACUGAUAACACACACACACAUAUAUAUACACAUUGUGUGUAUGUUUGUGUGUAUGAUUAUAAAAUAUAUAUGCUACGGCAGAUACAAUAUUAUUUCUUCCCUUCAGUGAUGUAAAUAUGCAACGCUUUUUUAGACAUAUCAUUGCUAGAAAGCAAGAUGUGUUGUGUUAUUGUAUUAAUAGCUGGCUGACAAACGAAACCGUUUUUUGAUGAAGCUGAGAAUCGGGUGUAUUUUCUGAUGAAGCUCAGAGCUGGGGCAGUGGCCAGGGGUUGGGGGUGUUAAAACGUGCAAUCACAGGAAGAAUGAGCAUUUCACAGCUGACCAUGGGCAGAGCGGAGUAAAGCACUGUUCAUAUUAUUUCGUUCUUAAGUGUGUUCUUUCUCGUUUUUUUAUUUCAUUUCAUUUUUGCUUCAAAUUGUUUAAUUUAUUUGUUCUUGUAAUUUAAUUAUUUUGGUUAUUACGAGUGUUGUCCAGUCUUGUUCUGGAUCUAAAAGGCACCUCUAAAUGGCUUAAGAAUGUAGUUUGGCAAAGUGUUAAGGCCUUUUUUCCCCAUUUUUUCUUUUGUGUUUUUGGUUCUUUUUUUGCCAGCAUGUUAUUUUAAUAGCCAUUACUGUGGUAAUAUUUAUUUAUUAUUAGUAUUCAUUUUUGUGCAUUUCAGGGGCUAAAUGGUUUUUUUUUUUCCAGAAUGUUUGAUUUCGAUUUUGUUCCUCUGGUGAAAGGGCUGUGUGAGCUGAACAACCCAGUGUGACAAACAUCUGGCCAUGCCCGUGUGGAUUUACUUUACUGGAGAUCUCAAACUCCAGUGUGUAUAGGUUUAACUCCAGUCCUGGAGGGCCAUAGUGUCUGUUGGCUUAACUCUUGUCCUGGAGGGCCAUAGAAUCUGUAGGCUUAACUCUAGUCCUGGAGGGCCAUAGUGUCUGUAGGCUUAACUCCAGUUCUGGCUGGCUGCUUGCUGUGUCUGCAAGUUUAACUCAAACAAAAAGUCCUGUAGAAGUCCAAAUGGAUGGUUCUUCUAAGAAAGCACUUACUGUACAGGGGCUGUACUGUCAAACGCCCUUGUGUCUGAACAGGUCCGUUCAAUAAGAAACUGCUGACUCAACUCCAAGUCACACUGUGCCGCAUAGUUCACGAGUCCAACAUGUAUACUGUAGACGGUCUUGAGUAGAUGGACGAGAAGCUGUUCUUCAUUCACCCUAUCUGCAUGUGUGAUCAGCACUGAAGGAGAUUAGCAGUUACACGAGUUACUCUGUUUUCCAUGAACACUGCGCUUAACCAGUCUCUCAAUCCCCACAUCUGUGGCAGCUGCCUGAAAUGACAAUGUUCAGAAGAAUUUUCUCUUAGAUCAGUAGAGAUCCUUUGGGACCAUAAAGAAUUGUGUGAGUCUUCCUCCCGAAGACUGAGAGUAUUUCCAGUGGAGUCAGUGUAGUUCCUAUGUUGCCUGGCUGAGGAAGGAGCAGAGAAAUUAUUUGAGAAAAACAGUCGCAUGCACACACUCGCAACUUUGCACUGAAUCGAGUAGUCCCAGGCUUGCUUUUCAUAUAUUCAUGGCAGACGUUUCCCCAACUCAGUCUUAAACAUAAUGUCCAGGAUAUAACUGGACCCAGUGUAGAUUAUUAUUCUCUACGGCUGUCCAUAGUUAUUGUAUAUAAACAUAUAUUUUCACCUGCUAUAUGCUGAGCAUAAGAAUCCUUACAGGAAACAAGCUUGACAUUAAAAUUGUUCAGAAAUUAAUUCAAAUGCUUCCAUAGCUUACUGUGCAUUUUAUUUCUCAAAAAUAUAUACAUUUACAUUAACGUAAUGUUAGUAAAUCUCUUGCAUUCAGUUGCAUACAUAAUUUACUGUAUUUUAGCAACACAAAAUCUUUUUUGUUUUCACAUAAAAUGAGUAUGCAAAUGCAUUUCAAGCACAAAUGCAUUUCAAAGGAAUUCUACAUAAAUUGUAUUUGACUGACUGUAUUUUUGUGAGUGAUUUCACUUUAAUUCCACUGGUGGUUUGGAGUUGGUUGCAGGGUAAACGCAGUAUAUGGUUUGGAGUUGGUUGCAGAUUCAAUGCGGUAUGUGGUUUGGAGGAUUAUGUAGAGUAAACACGGUGUGUGGUGGAGAUGGUUGAAGAGUAAAUGCUUGUGUGAUUCGGAGGUUGAAGUAGAGUGAACACGAUGUGUGAUUUGGAGAUGGUUGCAGAAUGAAGGUAGUCUGUGGUUUGGAGACGGUUGCAGAAUGAACGUGAUGUGUGGUUUGGAGGUUGAAGUUGCAUGGAAACAGUGAAUGGUUUGGAGAUGGUUCUAGAGUAAACGCAGUGUGGUUUGGAGGUUGAAGUAGAGUGAACACGGUGAGUGGUGUGGAGAUGGUUGCAGAAUAACCGUGGUGUGUGGUUUGGAGAUGGUUGCAGAAUAACCGUGGUGUGUGGUUUGGAGAUAAAAGUAAAGGUGCAAGAGGUGUUGUCAGAGUGCUUUAUGGAGUUAAAUCUAGUCCAGUAUUGGGGUCCUUGGGUGUUGAGGGACCUGGGUUUUGGGGUCCUUGGGUCUUGGAGCCAUUGAGUAUUUGGGUCCUUGGGGGUUGGGGUUCCUGAGUUUUAUGGCCCCUACCUUUUGGGAUCUUUGGAUGUUGGGGUCUGUUGGGUAUUGAAGCAAUGUUGCGCUCAGACACUUGGUUUGUCAGACAAGUAACCAAGCAGUCCUAAAGAGAGAAAGAGAAGUUGAGUCUGAAUGUCUGCGAUGGACUUGCGUAAGGAGUCAUUUGAUUACAUUUGAUAAUAAUAUGGAUAUCAGAAUAUAUGGUGUUGGGUUAGGAGGCAGCCGUACGUGACCGGGUGGAUGGGCGGUGAAGAAGCUGGUUGUUAGAAGGCUGAUAAGGACUGAUGAACAUGCAGCACAUCCGUUUCCCAGGGUCCGGGAGGAAGAGCACCUCCCGACAGUGCUGCCACAAUCAGACAGCCAAAUUAGCCACGUUAGCAUGUUUCCACUAAGCAUUGCUGUUCAUCUCAACCCUGUGUACUGCUCUGCUGUGUCAGCCAUUGACGUGGACUGUUCGAUAAUGAAGGGGUAGGGCCUGGUAGUGCUGUGAGUCCCAGCAUUUCAAAAACUGCGUACAAACGUCAUUAUUGAGUGCUGCGGUAGGCCCGUGCGGGUUGUUCUGGCUGAUUAUGAGCCACUGUUGCAAACUGAGCCAAGAAAUAAUGCUACUCUUAUGACAGGGCAGGAAGUUCACAUUAAGAAGGGGAUCAUGGGAAGGACCUGGGAUUACCAUAGGAGGACCAGUCCAAAGCUCUUUCACGUUCAUGAGGAGUUUCACAACAGGGUACAUACAGUUGUCCUGCUGUUCCCCGAGUAAUUCACUCUGCUAAAUAAAGUGUGAUUUCAAUGGGCUGUUGCCCUGUUGGUUUUAGGCAGUGUACGUACAAUAUAUGACAUCUGCACAAUUUACAUGGAUAUUUGCUCUUCCCCGCUGUGCUGAAGUUUUGUGCUAGGCUGCAAAUUAGUGUGGCGCAGUACAGUGAUCCAGAAGACCCAAACAUCUAAUUCAAGGGGUCUAAUUUACUGCAUUUGGAGCACUGAGGUUACUGAGGUAAUGAUUAAAGUCCAAUUUAAUUCUUGGCAUCAGUUAUUGUCUUCCAAAAUUUACAUUUUAGUUCCGCGGAAAGAGGUUUUAUUUUGAAUGAAAGAACAGUAUUAAUGUAACAGUCUGGGGAAGAAACUAAAUGCACAGAAAAUGGGCUUUUACUGCAGACUCUUGUUUUGUUGUUUCUUUUUUUAUCUCGGCCACAUUCUAUUUACUGAUGAGCAACUGAAAGGCUCCAUAUAUUUGGAGAUAAUUCAGAUAUAUUUGGAUUGCUUCUCUUCCUGUCUGGCUGCCUCUCAGUCCUUCGUCUUUGGCCUUGGAGACUGGACUCCCUGUCUCCUUUAGUUCAAGGUUCAGGUCUUUGUUCACAUAAAGAGGUGAUUUUUGUUGGCAUAUUAAUGGUCACACAAAACGUAUUCUAGGUUUAUGUUCAGCUAAGCCACAUGUUGAGAUCACUUCAGCAGAUCAGUUAUAUGGGUAAUAGAAGCUAAAUAUUAAGCCAAGCAGUUCGGUGUUAAUGUUCGGCUUAAUAUGUCCUGACAAAUAAUCGUUUGAUGAUGUUGAAUAUGCACUUGUAAAUUAGCAGUGGAGCUGGUUCUAUAGGAAAACAGGGGAUAGGGGAGUUGCAUGGAAAAGUCAUUUAUGGUAUUGCGGUGUAUACUACUGAAACAAAAAGGAUCUUUUUGACAUUAAUGGUCAGAAAAUGCAUAGAACAAAACACUUUUGAUUCCAUAGUCUGCAAAAAAAUGAAAAAAUGUUCCAAACAUACAGCAGCUUUUUUUGUCUCUGUUGCACUUUUUUAUAUUUCAGGCUGAAAAGGAAAUGGUGUCCCUGCUUAAUAUGUUUGUAAAAAAAUAAAUAAAGAAAAGCACAGAUCUUCCUCCUUAUUCCCCACUC
Conger conger (European conger) is the source of this 7462-nucleotide messenger RNA. RefSeq names its product RAC-gamma serine/threonine-protein kinase-like. Gene Ontology annotation, molecular function: ATP binding; protein serine/threonine kinase activity. The record is from RefSeq and is a predicted model, not a curated record. Gene Ontology annotation, biological process: protein phosphorylation. The transcript has 13 exons. Lineage: Eukaryota; Metazoa; Chordata; Actinopteri; Anguilliformes; Congridae. Bases 67 to 1506 code for a protein of 479 amino acids.